Dermacentor andersoni is the source of this 779-nucleotide messenger RNA. RefSeq lists its product as uncharacterized. The record is from RefSeq and is a predicted model, not a curated record. Gene Ontology annotation, molecular function: C-C chemokine binding. Gene Ontology annotation, biological process: negative regulation of chemokine activity. NCBI's taxonomy places the organism in Eukaryota, Metazoa, Arthropoda, Arachnida, Ixodida, Ixodidae.
AAAGGCUUGUAAGCGGGAUGGGGCACACUUCUUUGAGAGUUAGAGAAUCUUGUGCAAAGGAGCAUGAAACUCUCGUUAUUUUUUGCUGUCAUUACUUUCACAGGUGCCUCUGGGUAUGCAGAGUCAAUAACACUGACAACAACAGAAGUCACAAGCACUACGAGGACAACACCAAUAACUGAAAUGAAAAGCUUCUCCGUUACACGUGCAAUCGAAACUGCCACCCCUACAGCAAGCCCACCAAGGAUUCUAACUACUAGAAGAUCAAUGGCUACAACCAAGGCUCGAGCUACAGGAACAUCACUGGCUACAACCAAGGCUCAAACGAACACCAACUUCACGACAGAAACGAGCACCAACUUCACGACAGCCAUUUCAAAUGGCACAAGUACGCCACGCCGCAGAGAAUAUGGAACAUUCGUUGACCGGAUUGGCUGCGUAUACAGAGUUUUCCAGGCACACAAAAAGUUGUACUUAUCUAAUUGCUUUGCUUUGUGUCCUGGCCAAGCCUAUAUUGUCCCCAACACCAUUCCUUGUCUUCAGCUCGUCAACAGCGCUGAAGAACGAGGGCGAAACUCUUCCAGAAUAUGCCGAUGGGGUAUAUGCGUCUACGGUACUUGUAUAGCUGGUACAAAAACCACAAAAUGCAGAUCGCCUAAAAGGCGUAGGCGCAGAGGGCGGAACAUUGUGCCACGUUUUGGUUUCAUUGAGAAUUUUGGAAUGAAGGAUCAUUUCGAAAAUUGAAAACAUUUUUCAAUAAAUUCGUUUCAUUAUGCAUA